CUAGUUUGACGUUCAACGUUCGAGGCAGAUAAACCAAAAUGGAUGCCAUUACGUUAACAAUUAACGAAACGUUCGACAGAUACGGAGAUUUAUUUUACAAAAUAUCCAGAGAAAUAUGGAAUAAUCCGGAGGUGUGCUUCGAAGAGGUUCGAGCGCACGAGUUGCUGACCGACAACCUGGAAAAUUUAGGAUUUACAACGGAGAGGAAUCACGUGCUUCCCACCGGUUUCAAGGCCGAAUUCGUUAAUAAUCCAAAAGGCCCGGUCGUUGCUAUUCUGUGCGAAUACGACGCGCUGCCGAAAAUAGGACACGCCUGCGGACAUAAUUUGAUAGCCGAGGCCGGUUUCGCUGCCGCCGUUGCAGUCAAAGCGGUAUUAGAAGCAGAUUCUUCGAUAGGAGGAAAGGUUGUGGUAUUUGGAACUCCCGCGGAAGAAGCUGGAGGUGGUAAAAUUCAUUUUGUCAAAGCUGGGGCAUUCGAUGAUGUGGAUGUUGCAAUGAUGGCGCAUCCAGCGAAAGACAGUAUAGUCUUUCAACCUUCCAUUGCUUGUGCUGAUAUGACUGCAGUGUUCGAAGGAAAAUCGAGCCACGCUUCUGUAAGUCCGUGGUUAGCGAAGAAUGCCUUGGAUGCCGCGGUUAACACGUACACAAGUAUAGGGCUUCUGAGGCAACAGAUCAAUCCCGAGUGCAGAGUUGAAGUUGUUAUUAGUAAAGGAGGUGAAGUACCCAAUGUUAUACCAAGCCUGACAGAAAUGAAAUUUGGAAUUAGAGCCCCCGUCAUGUCGGAAAUGGACGAAUUAAUUGGAAGAAUUAAGACUUGUUGUCAAGCCGGAGCUGCUGCAGCAGGCUGUAGUGUCACAAUAAAGAUGGAUGACGUAAUUUACGACAGCACAUUCUUUAACAUACCUUUUGGAAAGCAAUUUAAAAAACACGUCAAUAAACUUGGAUUACAGUUCUUCGAGCAUUUAGACAUACCAAACAAAGGUAGUACCGAUAUGGGUAACGUCUCACAAGUUGUACCAAGUAUCCACCCCAUGUUUAGCAUAGGAGAAGCUUCUGAACAUACUAUAGAAUUUACGAAUCUGGCAGGAACCAAAGAAGCUCAUCUCACUACUUUACAAGUAGCCAAAGCCAUGGCGUUUACUUGUAUCGAUAUCUUUAAAGACAAAGAACUUUUGAAUGAAAUUAAGAAAUAUUUUUCUGAGAAUAAAUAAGUGAAAGGAUGAAGAGGAGUUAGUGAAGAAUGCCUUGAUAAACAGGAUAGCUUUAUGAAAAAUGCUUUGAUAAACAGCACAGUUUGUGAAGAAAGUGCUUUUGAUAAUUACACCCACACAUCACAUAGAACAGCAAGUGUUCUAUUUUCAAAUUGCUGCUCCUGACAUUUUGUACAUGGCACUUAAAAGCACUCAAAUGUUUCUUCAGAAGCUAACCCAUUCCACUAAGGCAUAACUUUCUUAUUCUGGGAGUGUCGUUAAUACACUAACAAAUUAACAAAGCAUGAAUUAGAUAAUUGUAUAAAUUACUUUAUUAUUGUUAUAUCACAUUAAAAUUGUUCAAGUACAAAAUUAUUUUUU
This is a messenger RNA of Centruroides sculpturatus (bark scorpion), 1571 nucleotides long. RefSeq names its product peptidase M20 domain-containing protein 2-like. Bases 39 to 1211 code for a protein of 390 amino acids. Lineage: Eukaryota; Metazoa; Arthropoda; Arachnida; Scorpiones; Buthidae. The record is from RefSeq and is a predicted model, not a curated record. The transcript is spliced from 6 exons. Gene Ontology annotation, molecular function: dipeptidase activity.